Messenger RNA from Parathielavia appendiculata, 1426 nucleotides. Its product is annotated as NAD(P)-binding protein. NCBI's taxonomy places the organism in Eukaryota, Fungi, Ascomycota, Sordariomycetes, Sordariales, Chaetomiaceae. Gene Ontology annotation, molecular function: oxidoreductase activity, acting on the CH-OH group of donors, NAD or NADP as acceptor. The record is from RefSeq and is a predicted model, not a curated record. The coding region runs from base 370 to 1311 and encodes 313 amino acids. The transcript has a single exon.
CAGGCAUUGACUGUUGUUGUUAUGGUUGGCAACCGAACUUAACACUACCUUCGGACUGGAUUGCCGCGAGCUUCCGGGUAAUACCACAUUCAUCGCCGACCCCACACCAUGAGAUGCUGCGUCACCGUCAGUGCGGGAGGGGACACUAGGGCGGUGGUUCAUUGUUAGGAAAGGGGCUGUAAUCCUUGAGACCAUGCCGGCAGUAUAAACUUCCAUUUCAGUUGAAAGACAUCGAACCCGUCCCUGAUUUGGCUCUUGCUCACUGUUCCGAAACAGGCACUGGAUGAUCACCUAUGCUUCAAUGACCACCUAGUUGACGUCCGAACUCACAUAUAACGACUAGUACCGCCCAAAAACCUACCGCAGACCAUGACUUUCCUUCGUAAACUCCCCGCUCCCAAUCGAUCAUGCCUCUCCCCUCGGCUCAGCCUCAAGGUGUGGAACACCCCGGCACCACACCACCUCCGAACUAUCACCACCACCCGAGACCCGGAAGGGCAGACUCGAAACCGGGUAGCUAUCGUGACUGGUGCGGCCCGCGGCAUCGGCCGGGCCAUCGCCCAUCGACUCGCCAAAGACGGCUACAACAUCACGGUCUCAGACCUGCCCUCUCUCCAAUACCAGCUCAACUCCCUGGUCUCGGAGCUCACAUCUGCCGGUGACGGCAAAACCAAAGUUCACGCUCAACCCGCGGACGUCACAUCCCCCUCAGACGUCGCCUCCCUCAUCAACAGCUCCGCCUCAGUCCUGGGGUCGCUCGACACGAUGGUUGCCAACGCCGGCAUCGCCCAGGUCAAGCCCUUACUGGACCUGACCCCGGCCGACUUCAGCCGCAUGUUCGACGUCAACGUCGCCGGCGUGCAAAACUGCUUCCAAGCAGCGGCCAAGCAGAUGAUAACCCAGAAAAUUCCCGAAGCGAGCGAGAUCCGCGGCAAACUCAUCGCGGCGGCCAGCAUCGUGGCAUUCAAGCCGUUUGCGCUGCUCGGCCACUACAGCGCGAGCAAAUGGGCAGUGAGGGGCCUGUGUCAGGUGUACGCGAUGGAGCUGGCGCGGCACAAGAUCACGGUGAAUGCGUACGCGCCGGGAAUCGUGGACACCAAGAUGUGGGAGCUGAUUGAUGAAGGAUUGGCGGAGAGGGAAGGCAAGGAGAAGGGCGAGAUGAUUCGGAAGUACAGCGACCAGCUGAUUGCUCUGGGCAGGACAAGCGUUCCGGAGGACGUGGCGCGGUUGGUGUCGUUCCUGGGGAGCGAGGAUGCCGACUAUAUUACGGGCCAGACGUAUAUUGUGGAUGGCGGGAUUAUUUUCACCUGAACGAUGAGGGGGUCAGGUUGGUGUUAAGACCGAUCGAUUGUGAAUAGUUGUGCCCAAUGUAGUAUGUGGUCAUGAUCAUUCGAUCAUUCCAAUCUGAUCAAUGACUGUCACUGGC